This is a messenger RNA of Sporothrix brasiliensis 5110, 771 nucleotides long. RefSeq lists its product as uncharacterized. Lineage: Eukaryota; Fungi; Ascomycota; Sordariomycetes; Ophiostomatales; Ophiostomataceae. The transcript has 2 exons. The coding region runs from base 1 to 771 and encodes 256 amino acids. The record is from RefSeq and is a predicted model, not a curated record.
AUGGAAUAUCUAGGCUACGUCGCUGCCAACAACCCCCCACCCAACUACUAUUUGCGCAGGGCAGCACCGCCGCCUCAGCCACCGCAAAAUCCGACGCCCACGACCGUGACAUCCACCACAGGAACGUUUCCAUUAUCAAGUGGCCAGCCGAAAACCAACUCCAGUAAUAGCUCACGGAGUCGAUCGUCGCACGAGACCGGCCCUCCGGCGUUCCUGGGUGUUACCACUUUCACCCGCCACGAUAAUCAAAGUCACCCCUCGCCUGUGUCUAUACAAGACGACCAGCGCCAGGACAGAUACCGGCAGCCACAACUCCCUCCUCCCUACCAGGCCUCCCCGAUUGGCAAUCGUCACAAGGAGCUACCACCAACACCGGCGCCGUCGGCAUUGAUCGGAGGGCUCGACUUUGAUGUAACAUUGCCGUCACCGCUUCAUACAGCUGUGACUAUAGACGGAGCGACCCAUUUGCUCGCCACCCCAGUGACUUCUUCUACUGUUUUGCCCCUCGACCAUUCGCCUGCCCGGUCGAGCUACCCUUCACAAGCGGUUAGAACUACCCAGUCUAUGAGGAAAGAACACUUACGGAACACGGCCAGCAGCCAUACAGGCGAGGUAAAAUCGGGCAUCAGCAACAAGAGCAGCCACAAUACCAACAACAACGUCAACAACAACAGCAACAACAGCAGGAGGGGCAACUGGAACAACAGCGAGAAUACCGGCGGCAACAACGGCAGAACCAAGAGCAGGACCAAGACCAAAACCAAGACCUAG